AUGUGCAGAAGACCAGCCACAACAGCCCAAGUGAAACCAGUAACGCAACACAGGCAUAUGCUCUCAAGGGCGACUAAGGUCCAGUCCGUCCUGGGCCAGGAUUCAAUAAGCUUACAAGCUUAUCAUGACUCUGUUCCCUUCGACUCUGUUCCCCUCGACUCUGUUCCCGUCGACUCUGUUCCCCUCGACUCUGUUCCCCUCGACUCUGUUCCCCUCGACUCUGUUCCCUUCGACUCUGUUCCCCUCGACUCUGUUCCCCUCGACUCUGUUCCCCUCGACUCUGUUCCCUUCGACUCUGUUCCCCUCGACUCUGUUCCCCUCGACUCUGUUCCCCUCGACUCUGUUCCCCUCGACUCUGUUCCCCUCGACUCUGUUCCCCUCGACUCUGUUCCCCUCGACUCUGUUCCCCUCGACUCUGUUCCCCUAGCUGAGAACAGGUCUCCGUGUGCUAAACAACACCUGAGAAUGUUCACCAUGAACACCUGA
This is a messenger RNA of Procambarus clarkii (red swamp crayfish), 486 nucleotides long. The record is from RefSeq and is a predicted model, not a curated record. Lineage: Eukaryota; Metazoa; Arthropoda; Malacostraca; Decapoda; Cambaridae.